This is a messenger RNA of Paramecium sonneborni, 590 nucleotides long. Lineage: Eukaryota; Ciliophora; Oligohymenophorea; Peniculida; Parameciidae. The record is from the annotation of a GenBank genome assembly.
AUGGCAAAGUAAGAUGCUGGAAAAAAUAACAAGAGAGAUCGUAGUCCAGUAGCUGUAAUUAUAUUUAUAAAUAUAGGAAAUGAAAAUAUGGUAAGAGGCUGUAAGGAAAGAGAAUUAGCAUCUUAAAGUAUAUGAACAUUUUACAAUCAAUCCACACAAAUGUAUAUACAACUGUUAUAAAUGCUAGUAUACAUAAUCUAAGAAAAACCAAAUAAUAGCAUCAUGUUAUAAAAGCAUCUUGAAAAAACAGGGGCUGUAUAAAAACCAGCAUUUGAUGUAAAUUAAAUAACAGAUGAUUCACCACCUUUAGAAAGUAAUAUAAUAGUUUUUUAUAGAUUAGAGGAUAUCAUUGAUAAAUUAAAUACAAUGAAUAGAACUCCUCGUUAGAAAUAUCAAUUUCCAUAGACUUCUAAUUAAGAACUAGGAUGGCAUUCAGUUGUAAAAUAUUGACUAGUUCUUUUUAGAAUUCUCAUAGUCUAUCUCCAUCAAAAUUCACUUAUCCUAGAAAACUUUGUAAGGAAACCAAUUAUGCAAAUGAUUACUUUACAAUGAAUAAAAUAAGUCCAUAUUCAAAUAAGUUUAAAUGAGUC